GAAAACCAGAAUUAAAUUUUAAAGUUUCAAUUUUAUUUUACGGUUUCUUGUUUUUGUUAAACCGACUAUAGUUUAUAAAAGAUAAUAUUUAUUUUUGUAUCUAAACUUAUUUAUCAACUAAAUUGUUAUUACUAAAGCAAAACUAGUAAUCUACUAAAAUAAUACAUUGAUAUUUUAAACAAUUAUUAUUAAAAUCAUAUAAUCAAUUUGUGUUUUCAUAUGAAAAUCAAAUAUAUAUAUUUUAUAAAUGGAAGAAAUACCACAGUUGUUGGAUAAUUUAAAGUCAACUGUAGAAUGUUUGUCUAUGUCCAGUCAAACCAAUACUUGGGAAGUUUGUGGCGGUCUGAACCGCCUACAUUCAAAUAUUAUGAAUAUAUUUAAACAUGGGUGUGUAUCAAUAGAUACAAAAAAUGAUGAUUGUAUUUGGCAAUUUAUACAAGGAUUAAACUGGUUGUACCCAAUGUCUGAAACAACAAAUUCAUUCUUUAAGCAUUCAGUCACAGGAAAUGCUUUUUCAAAUAAAUCAUCAUUAUGGAUUUAUAGGAGCCUUGAAAAUCAUACAUUAUCAGAGAAGUUGGGUUGGCUGUUGUCUGACAAAAAACAUUUGUACAAAUUUUAUAAGCAUGAAGCAUUUUUUUGUCAAAAACCUUAUAGUGAUGCUGCAUUGUUGUGCCUUAAAGCGGUCGAGUUAAGUCAGCCAUCAUUAUUAUUAGAAAUUGAUCCAAAGUUGUAUUUAAAUCGAUCACAAUCGACUGGUCAUUGUACCACUUUACCAAAAUCAUCAUUUAAAAAGAAACGACUGGAGUCAUUAAAGAAUUCUAAGAGAGAAAAAACAAAUUUUCCCACUCCAUUUAAUGAUUAUAAUAAAAAUAUUAAUUUUAGUAAUUUAUCAGAAAAUAAUUAUUUUAGUAAUUUAUCAGAAAACAAUUAUUUUUGUAGAAAAUUUUUUUAUAAAAGUUGUCCUAACCUUUCUAAAAGUUACAAACAGUCAAAAACUAUUAAGCGAUCGUACAGCUAUGAUAACAUGGUUCGAGUACCAGAGUCACUAUCGGAUUUGUCCGAUUCUGAUUCAUCAAUUUACAGCUCGGAAGUGUUACAGUCAAAGCUAUUGGAUGUUAAUUAUGAACAGCUUGUUAAUGAAAACGUUGAGUUUAAUAAAUAUCAGUUGUCGAAUGAAGGUAUAUUGUACAACUAUAAUAACUUGCCUAAACGAAAAAAGCGCAGAGCAAAGUUUACGUUACCUUUGAGAACAUUAGACGAGUCUGAUGAUGACGAUGAUAAAAGUAAAAACUCUGAUGGAUCCCGAACGUUGAUUCCGUAUGAUGAAAUACCACCCAAGUAUUUGGAAUCUCCUGGAUUACUUCCUCAAUAUUUUCCUGGUCAAGAUCUGUUCAAGUUUUUAUCAUCUGGACAGUUUGUUCAGGCUAAUGCUGAACUCAAUCGAGAAAAUGCACAUUUUAAUAUUUCUGAAGUCAUUAUUGGAACUAUUGAACAAAUAAAAUGCAAUCAAAAACUCAAUUUAAAUAAUGAAAUUAUUGAUGAAAGUGAUGAAGAAAUAAAACGCCUAAAACAAAAAAUUUGUUCACGGCGGAGGCAAAAACAAUACGAACUUAUAAAGUUGCCUGUGCUUACAUCGACAAUUGAUUGUUGUAGUGAAUCCACAACCACUGAUUAUACAAUAAGUUCACUGACUUCAUCGUAUUGCUCAACCACGUCAAGCUUGUCUACUACUGAUGAUACAGACGAUCUCGACAUUGAUAAUGAAAGUGCAGACUGUUCUUCAAAAAUUUCAGUGUGCAAUUCUUCUGUGAGCUCAUUGUAUUCAAACAUGGAUUUAAGAUCGCCGAGUAUGUGCUCAGGGUUCACGGCAGAAAGUGUAGCUCGGUCGUUAAUUCGUCAGUUUAAUCAUAAAAAUACACCCACUGAUUGUAAUAUUCAAUGGCUUAUAUCAGAAAACGAAGUCGCGCAAAAAAUAUUACCUUUACCAUCGAGUUGGCCUGUAAAUCCUUAUGAACCGGAAGAUCUGAAAACAUCUAGUUUACGAGGAACAUCGUAUUGGGCACCACCGCGACCACAAAUUAUAUUUACCGCUCAUCCACCUCCCAUUAGAAAACAGGUGAUGGAACAACAGGGUUAUCGAUGCGCUGGAUGCAGUAUGAAAGUGGAUGUCAAAUACGCAUCAAAGUUUCGAUAUUGUUUUUACCUAGGUCGAUAUUUUUGUACAGGGUGUCACAUUGAUAAAACUGCAUUAAUUCCCGGUCGAAUCAUAUCUAAAUGGGAUUUUUCAAAGUAUCCAGUAUCAUGUUUUUCGUUUACUCUACUCGAACAACUGUUGGUUGAUCCAUUAUUUAAUAUAGCUGAUUUAAACAGAGAUCUAUACAAACGUGCUCGUGGACUUAACAGAGUACGAUCGUACAGACAACAGUUGUCCUAUAUUAGGGACUUCAUAUUUUUAUGUAGAUACGCUAAUAAACUAAGAGAACUCCUCAACGACUUGGAACCUCAUUUAAUACAUGAACCAGAUCUUUAUUCAAUACAAAAUAUGUUAGAUGUUAAAAACGGAGAUCUUAGCAAAAAGUUACAGAACAUCAUUAUCACUUGUAACAAACAUGUGAUUAAUUGUCAGUUGUGCCAAGCAAGAGGUUUUGGAUGUGAGAUAUGUAAAAAAGAUGAAGUACUGUUUCCGUGGGACUUUAGAAAAGUAACCAAAUGCGAAGAUUGUGGGUCAUGUUAUCAUUUAAAAUGUUUUGCGUCUCGCAAAAUACCCAAAUGUCCCAGGUGUCCUCGGUUAUUAGCCAUGUUUAAACGAAAAGACUGCGAAAACAAUAGUGAAUCAGUACAGUCUUGACGAUUGUUAAUUAUUAUUAUUUUUAUUAUCAUUACCAAAUUAUUACUAACGUGUCCAUAUUUACUAGUUAUUAUAAUUUGUAUUAAAAAAAGAGAUUUAAUAAUUUCAUACUUUUUGUUUUCAUAUAUUUAAGUUCAAUUUUUAUAUUACCUGAUUGUAUUAAUACCAUUUAUUUUAUUUAUUUUAAAAUUUCUCACAUUGAAUUAUGUUUAAUUAUAUUCACCAUAUUAUAUUUAUAUUAAAGUGCAUACAAUAAUUAUAAAACGGACUUCCUUUGGGAAGGGGACUGGGAAGAAACAACAUCCCCACAUUAUUUGUGUUUAUUGUCACCAUAUAUUUAUUUUCCUUUAAAUCUUAUAUCACACAUUAUCAUUAUAUUAUA
Molecule: messenger RNA, 3230 nt
Organism: Adelges cooleyi (spruce gall adelgid)
Lineage: Eukaryota; Metazoa; Arthropoda; Insecta; Hemiptera; Adelgidae
Gene: Rubicon
Product: run domain Beclin-1-interacting and cysteine-rich domain-containing protein
Exons: 12
Coding region: 248-2848 (866 amino acids)
Cellular component (GO): intracellular membrane-bounded organelle
Molecular function (GO): phosphatidylinositol phosphate binding
Source: RefSeq, a predicted model, not a curated record